AAAUAAUUUGAGCGAUGGAGCGUGUGUCGAGUGUGUUUGUUUUUCUGGUGACAGUUCUGGUGACAGUGACAAGCAGUACCCGGUGCUACAUGUGCAGAGAUGUUAUCCAGAGAUCGGGCAAUAGGCGUGCCUUUAAGGAACAUUACGCAGAGCUCACUAGCUCCGGUUGGAUUGUUCCUUGCUCGGAUGAAUCUUUUGUUGUGUUCCCUCAGGUCGGGUGUAUGAAGAGAACUUACAUCACCUAUGAAAUGUGCUUCCCAAACAAGAAAUGUACAGUCAAGGUGACGGAAAGGUACCCAGUGCUGCCACCUGCCUUCACCGUCGGGCAGUCCUUCUGGAGCAAACCUUUCAGGGAGGGUAUAAUCAGGAAUGAAAAACCAUGCCAGAGUGACUUAUGCAACGGAGAGUACAAGAACGAGUACAAAGUAGGUUUGAAAUGUUACCAUCAAUGUGGCAGGAUCAAUCUCUACGGACUGACCAAGGAGGAACUGGCCAACUACGAUCUCCCUGUCAUCCCCUGUGAUGAAACCACUUACAACUACUGCGGGAAUAACAUGGAGUGUGGAUACAUAGUUGGAAGUGCUGUUUACUCUGAUGACUAUCUCGGUCGGGAAAUCACCGUCGAAGGAUGGUAUGCAGACUGUUUCUACAAAGAUAGCAACUCCAUAGACCACGUUUUGGUGCAAAUUCGCAUGAUGAUGGAGGAGCACCCAGAUUUACAGAUAUCCCCCGAUGACCUGACCAAAUGUGACUCAGAACUGUGCAACCACAUCGACUAACGUGACUCCUAAGUGAUGACGUGAUCACAUCCGCUAUGACGUCAUACCACACGGCUCCAAUUAUGACGUCAUGAGACUGUGACGUCAUAAUUGUGACGUCAUGAGAUAGUGACUUCACUGUGACCCUAUCAAGCGAUAGAUCUGGAUACUGGUGGGGAGACGACCUACACUUUCUCUGAUGAAACUUCACAGCGAACUAUUAUAUCUCAUAUCCGCACAAGUAUCCAGGUCUUUUAUGUCACAGUGACAUACGAUUGUGUCACAGUGACAAUUGUGUCACAGUGUGUCACAGUGACAUACGAUUGUGUCACAGUGUCACAGUGUCACAGUGUGUCACAGUGACAUACAAUUGUGUCACAGUGUCACAGUGUGUCACAGUGACAUACAAUUGUGUCCUGGCGAGAAACACCCAUAGAGACGACACAACAAUGACUCACCCUGCUCCCCCGUCCACCAAUCCGGGGUGCAAAUAGGAUUAGGAUAUUUAAUUAUUUAAAAUUAUUAGAAACGUUAGUUAGGUUUAAUUUUCAGUAAAGAUUAUGUUAAGUUUUUUCACUGAAUUAUGUUCGAACAUGACCAGC
Messenger RNA from Bolinopsis microptera, 1360 nucleotides. RefSeq lists its product as uncharacterized. NCBI's taxonomy places the organism in Eukaryota, Metazoa, Ctenophora, Tentaculata, Lobata, Bolinopsidae. Bases 15 to 779 code for a protein of 254 amino acids. The transcript has 8 exons. The record is from RefSeq and is a predicted model, not a curated record.